AUGAAUGAUGUAGAACGCAGUGACUUGUUUGAGGAGCUUAAGAAGCACGAUGUGGUUGUUGCAUAUGAAGAUGAGAACAACAAAAUGGACGCUAUCCUUAAGGACACGGAAAUCGACUAUUCCGAAGUGAAUUUAGAGGUGUCCCAAAGGCUCAAGAUAGAGUUUAUGAAACAUUUUGAAGUAGCAAAGCUCCCUGUCCUUCUGAUCAAAGGCACGCCUGUUCUUGAAAACCCUGAGAAGAAAAUACAGGAAUACAUUGAGGAAAGAAGAAAAAAAGCUCUGAGGAAAAUACAAGAUGUGAUUGACCCCAGUAAGGUUGUUCUCUUCAUAAAAGGAUCACCGGAAUAUCCGAAAUGUGGGUUUACAAGGACUCUUAUGGAUAUCUUGCUCAAGGAGGGUGUGAAAAGAGAUAAGAUUGCGUACUUUGAUGUUUUAUCAGAUGAAGAUGUUAGAAGAGAGCUCAAGAAAAUAAACAACUGGCCCACAUUCCCGCAGGUGUAUAUCGGAAACAAGUUUAUAGGAGGCCUAGACAUCGUUCGGAAGAUAUCUGAGAAAGGUAGGCUUAAGGACGAGUUGUCUGAAAUAAUCUGA
This is a messenger RNA of Encephalitozoon hellem ATCC 50504, 591 nucleotides long. RefSeq names its product glutaredoxin domain-containing protein. NCBI's taxonomy places the organism in Eukaryota, Fungi, Microsporidia, Unikaryonidae. The transcript has a single exon. The record is from RefSeq and is a predicted model, not a curated record. The coding region runs from base 1 to 591 and encodes 196 amino acids.